This is a messenger RNA of Hypoxylon trugodes, 2338 nucleotides long. RefSeq lists its product as uncharacterized. Lineage: Eukaryota; Fungi; Ascomycota; Sordariomycetes; Xylariales; Hypoxylaceae. The transcript has 2 exons. The coding region runs from base 564 to 2138 and encodes 524 amino acids. The record is from RefSeq and is a predicted model, not a curated record.
GAAGCCUUACCCACGUUAAAUUUUAACCUUGCUUGCGUCUAGAAAUAAAAUCAUAGCUGCGUGUGAUAUGCAGGUUGACUCCGUCGACGAAUCACAGGCUUUUGUCUAUUCUAAAAUGAAACAUACUUAGAUGCCAACUAACCACUACCAGUCGAGUUCGGUGGGUGAGGUGAACCUAACGCUAAGCUUCAAGAGCUCCGAAUAUAGAAGUCAUGAAGAAUGAGAGGUAAGGGUGGUAAACUAAAAGACCAAUGUUAUGGCCAGAAUAGUAACCCCCUUUCUUCAAACCCCACGAACUCCUCGUGGGGCUCAGAUUUGAACCCUAUGCCCAGGCCUCUUGCUUUGUGAUAUAUCUAUGUGAUCUUCACUUCUUAAAAAUUCCGGCGCAUCAUCAUCCUUCGAGAUCUAAAUCUAUUCUUCGCUACCAGGAGAAAAGGCAUUCAAUCUCCGCCUUUUCUAUUCCCAGGCAGAAGACAUACAUAUACAUAUUCUGCAUUGCCUCUUUGCCUAAACUCACCGAGUACAUUGUUGUACUUUCCUCGAGGCGCUCUUUACCGAACAUCAUGUCGUUGUCGAAGCAACGCAUCUCCUCGCCGCUAGAAGCAGGGCGGUCGAUAAUUGAUGCCUACAAUCUGCCAUCUCAUUUGACGGGGGCAUUGGAAUACACGUCUAAGAGGCUUGCGCGGAAAGCCUUACAUAUUACCUUGGUCGUCGUACGGAAGGACUAUCAGCUCCCAAGCGUAGUGCCGCCUUGCCUAACACCUACGUCGCCCCCACCCACACCGGGCAUCACAUCUCCCACACGUUUUACCUCACCCGUGGCCGGAUUGAGGCAAUUAGUCCGAAGGGGAACGGGUAGUUCUUCGUCAUCCGCGGUGUCCGACGCUGUCUCCGGGGCACCCACUCCAACAUUCCCACCUCCUCCGAGCGAGCCUCUCAUUAGCCCUCGCCGCUGGGUUUUGCCCCCAACGCCUGGCAGUCCAAUGCCUCGCACACCAAUGACACCUAUGACGCCUAAUACACCAUCCAGUAUCGUCACAUCAUCCUCGACAACCUCUCUAAGCCAGGGGCCGAAUGAAUUCGGCAUUAAGUUGAUCUACACCGGUCUCCUCUCCCCUAAAGCCGAGAAGACUCUACGAACCACCAUUCUCAAGGCCGAGCGCAAAUUUCAAAUCGGCACGGGGUGGUUACCUCCCGCCACGACUGCAUCUGCGUGCGGUCUGAAUGCAGAUUUGGUGCGAAGGAGUAUACUACAGAAUGAAGUGCUCUUCUCGUCAGAAGGCUUGACGCUGCUCGGUUUGGAUCGGCUGUAUACCUUCAAAUCGGCACUUGCCGCUUAUGCUCGGUCUAUAAAUAGCGGUAGCAACCCAUCGACUCCUGCCUCACCCACACAUAAAAUUACGGAUAGCACACGUAUCGAGGAUGCGGUAGACUCAUUACGACGUCUCGUCCUGGCAAACGGUGGACGACCCGUAUUGAGGUCCGACCUCCACCGCAGUUAUGAUUGGCUCGGUGUCAAUGUUCGUGCGCUUAGAGACGUGGAGAAUAUGUAUCGAAGAGCAUACGGCGGCCCGGAUCGAAGUGGUGCUUUUGAGAUGACACCAGAAGAACGCGAACGUGAGGCCAAGCCGGUGGUUUUGAUUAGUUCCCCACCACCACCCAAGACACCACCCAAAACCCAAACAACGCCUGUGCUUAAGCUGAACACAAAACUCGCUACCGCGACAACGACUAGGAUAUUCAAACCCAAGGCUAAAGCCAUAUCAUCACAAGCUCCAACAACAACACAGCCAGCAAAUCCAAGCGACGCCCCAAAACCACAAACCGGCGAAAUCACAGAACUAGAAAUAAAAAUCGACCCCUUAUCCCUAUCCGCAGGCGAGGAAUCCGACACCGACCAUAGCAACGAAGGCGACGUUACAGCACGUCCAAUCCCCAACUUCCCGCUCUGGAACGGAGCAUCAAUCGACGAGAUGAUGCUCUCGCCAUGCGAUACCCGACAAUCGCAGCGUCUGGGCCCUACGACGCCGAAUGGGUAUGAUGACAUAUCGCCGAUAACACGGGGAGAGUGGGGGUUUUUGUUUAAGAAUGAGGGUUGGCAGAUGCAGGGUCGUACCGCAGCUGUAGAGACUUGCUGAGCGAUCAGAUAUUUAUACAUAUGACGGUGUUGAUUUAUGUACAUUGGUAUGCAUUUAUUAUUCGUGGGGUUGUUUAUUUUAGGAUUUGUUUGUAUGUACCUAAGGCCUAGGGAGGGAUGUAUUUAUUUAUUAUCGGUUGAGCAUAGCGAAAACGGCCGGACGGGUGGACGGAUGGAUUGGUAAAUAAAUAAUUUGAUGAU